Messenger RNA from Paramecium sonneborni, 899 nucleotides. The record is from the annotation of a GenBank genome assembly. Lineage: Eukaryota; Ciliophora; Oligohymenophorea; Peniculida; Parameciidae.
AUGGAUUCACAAAUAAUAUUUUCUAGAUAAGUAACAAUAGAAGAUUGGAAACAAGAGAAAUUAAACUAAUAAGUAGUUUUAAUUUUAGGAGUUGGAGGUAUAGGUUCUGUAGCAACAACUAACUUACUCAGAUUAGGUGUUAAAAAGAUCUUUAUGGUGGAUUAUGACCAUGUUGAACUUCAUAACUUAAAUAGAUAGACACUAUUUUCAAAGUAAAUGAAUAAUUUUAGUAUUUUAGUAAAGAUGUUAAUCAUUAGAAAGUUGAAGCAGCUCUUUAAAAUGCUUAAUUUCAUAAUGUAGGAAAUACAGAAAUUAAAAUUUUUGAUUUAGAUGCUGUCUAAAAUUGGGAUAAGAUUGUUGAAUUAGCAUCUUAAUCAACUGUGAUUUUUAAUUGCAUUGAUUAUGGAGAUUAUUGGGAUGCUGCAGUAUAAAGUUUAUGUCUUUAUUACAAUAUUCCAAUGAUUAUUGCUGGAAGUUUUGCACAAUCUUUUAUGGCUGAAAUCUAUUUAGGAACACCUUGUUAUGUAUGUAUGACAGAUGGUCUAAAAGAAGAAUAUUUAAAUCAAAUAAGUAAAGAAAACAUUACCUCAGUUAAAAAUAUUUCAUUUUUACCUCAAAAUAAUAAACCAUAAGGUAAAUCUCAUCAAGUAUUAUGUUCAACUGCUGGUAAUUUUGCUACAUAAUUAUUUUUAAACUACAUUAAUGUUUUGGAAGGCAGUUAAACAACCAAGUAAGAAAUUUAAUAUGAAAUUUUAGAAAAGUUUUGUUUUAUUUAACAACAUUUGAAGUUGUAAAUUUUCCCGUUUUCUCAAAAAACAAUUGUUCUAUUUGUAGAUAUUAAGAGCCUAUAAAAGAGUAGUAAACAUUAUCAACAGAAACUAACUAAGAACAAAAAUGAG